This is a messenger RNA of Alnus glutinosa, 2829 nucleotides long. RefSeq names its product glycine-rich domain-containing protein 1. The record is from RefSeq and is a predicted model, not a curated record. Lineage: Eukaryota; Viridiplantae; Streptophyta; Magnoliopsida; Fagales; Betulaceae. The coding region runs from base 131 to 2599 and encodes 822 amino acids. The transcript is spliced from 9 exons.
GAUAAUUUGGUCACUUUGAAAAUUUGUACGAUUUCCAGACCACUAUAAAUAUCCGAUUUAAUGUUCAAUUUUGAUCAGGAAGAUAAAAAAUAGAAACAGAGUGCGCAAAGCAAAGAAGAUUUGAAAGAAUAUGGAAGUGGAGCAAGAGUUUGAGUGGAAUGAAGCGCAAAAUAUUUUGAUAAGUGUUGACCUUGUGGCUGCGGCCAAACAGCAGCUUCAGUUCCUUGCCGCUGUUGAUAGGAAUCGUUACCUCUAUGAUGGCCCUGCCCUCAAGAGGGCCAUCUACAGGUAUAAUGCUUGUUGGCUGCCCUUACUUGCCAAGCAUUCUGAGUCCCAGAUUUCUGAAGGGCCUUUGGUUGUUCCUCUUGAUUGUGAAUGGGUUUGGCAUUGUCACAGGCUUAAUCCAGUACAAUACAAAUCUGACUGUGAGGAACUUUAUGGAAGAAUCCUUGACAAUUCUAAUGUUGUGUCUUCCAUUCAAGGCACUUGUAAAAGGCAAACUGAAGAAAUUUGGAAUAGAUUGUACCCAGAAGAACACUACAACUUCAACAUAACUCAAGCAUUCUUGGAAAAUAUCUCCGAGACACUUCCUGGCGUUCAAAAGUACACUAAAUAUGAUCUAGUUUCAGCAGUUAAAAGGCAGAGUCCUUUCUUUUACCAGGUAUCCAGACCCCAUAUGAACAAUGAUCUCUUUCUUGAAGGAGCUGUUGCUAGAUAUAAAGGAUUUUUGCACCUAAUUAAGAGAAACAAGGAGAAGUCUAUAAAACGCUUUUGCGUUCCUACCUACGACAUUGACCUCAUCUGGCACACUCAUCAGUUGCAUUCUGCUUCUUAUUGUAAAGAUCUCAAUGAAUUACUUGGAAAGGUUUUGGAGCAUGAUGACAUGGACUCAGACAGAACUAAAGGGAAGAAACUGGAUAGUGGGUUUUCUGGAACUACCAAGCAGUGGGAAGAGACAUUUGGUACAAGGUAUUGGAAGGCUGGGGCAAUGUAUAGGGGCAAUGCCCCUUCUCCUCUCACAACCACUCCUUGCUUGUCUGACACGAAUGGCAAGGAGGUAGAUGCAUCCAACAAGUUUCAGAAUACAAUUCAGCUUCCCCAGCUGAAGUUUGUGGAGGCCCUUUUGGAGUUUGUCGAAGUUAGGAACUUACCAGAGGGGCACAAGGGAAGUCUCUUUGUUUCAUUUUGUAAGAGACAACCUGAUGCACUCUUUAAUGCUAAGCGCAAACUGAGUAUUUUGUCCGAGUCUGGAGAGAAACAGGUUGCUUCUUUUCAAUGUGAACCGACAGGAGAGCUGCUCUUUGAACUCAUAUCCCAUUCAACUUCCAAAUUACCAAUAACAAGGGCUCCGAAAAUAUUGGGUUCUACUUCACUCUCUCUCCAAGAAUUUCUGGCCCCAGUCUCUAAACUUUCAGUGGAAAAAUGGUUGGAGUUGGUGCCAAAUUCUAGCAAUAAGAUCUCGAAACCAAUCUGCCUUCGAGUUGCUGUCUCUUUCACUGUUCCAUCUCUAGCACCGCUUGUGCUUCGCAUGCGAUCUCAACCAUUUUCAAAAAGUUCUUGUUUCUUCCCGCUACCAGGAAAAGUUCAGCAUGCCAAGAGCUCAACGCUUGUCAUUGAUGAAACUGGUACAGAGGUCAUCAGCCUCCAAAUGAGGGACUCAAAGAAUGACAGGGCAAGAGAAAAUUGUGUUCCUAGGAAGGAGGUGAUUGGUAUUACUUUUUCUGGUGAAACACGCACUCUUGCAGAGUUUGUCGGAACUGGGUGGUCUUUAAUGGAUUCUCACUGGUCCCUUCAUCUUCAAAAGAAAUCCAGUGACGAUGGCCAUCUCUUUGAGCUCAUGGGCAGUAGGAAGGUAAAAUUCUUCUCAGGCAGAAAGCUGGAAUAUGAACCCAUACAUUGUCAGAAGCAUAGAAGUGAACAGGAUUUUAUGACAGCAGUUGAAUUCUCUAGGGAAGAUCCGUAUGGCAAAGCAGUGGCAUUGCUUGACUUGAAAUCAGGACUUUUCAAGGUAAAGGAAGAAUGGGUGGUGGUGCCUGGAAUUAUAUCCGCAUUUAUACUUACUGAUAUUUUCAAGAGGGAAGGAUAUGGUGGAUUUGCUGUGAAUUGCAAAAUUUUUGAGAUGGAUAGUCCAACUGAAAAAGUCGAUGGUCUCUAUGAGGAAGACAAGAGAACCAACCUGACCACUUCUGUAGCAAGUGAAGUAGAGUUGAGUGUGGACAUGGCUGAAGGAAAUGCUGCAAUACCAGAACAAAACAGCUUGUCUAGUGGAGGUUGCGGUGGAGGUUGUGGUAGUGGCUGUGGAAACAUGGUGAAGAGCGGUGGCUGUGGUGGCUGUGGUGGUGGUUGUGGUGGGGGGUGUGGAAACAUGGUGAAGAGUGGUGGCUGCGGUGGGUGUGGUGGUGGUUGUGGUGGUAGUGGUGGUUGCGGCGGUGGGUGUGGAAACAUGGUGAAGAGUGGUGGCUGCGGUGGGUGUGGUGGUGGUGGUGGUUGUGGCAGUAAAUCCACAUAUGAAAAUAAAGCUGGUAACUCCUGCGCUGAUGAACACUCAAAGGAAACAUCCAUCGAUUCCAUCUAUGCCAGUGAGGGAGUAGCCGCUUGAUGUGCUCGCGCAUCAUGCGAGAUCAGCAAGAAGUCCAUGCAAUAUAAUUACCUAUACAGUGUACAGUGUCUUUUGCAUCAAGUACAGCUAUCUGAUAAAGCUAUGUUCUUUACAGUGUGUCUGGUCAAUAAUUUGAUCUUCAAAAUCAUCAAAUCCUUGAUGAUCCUUUGCACAUUUCUUUCCUGUACGAAGUAUUAACUCUUAUUUUAUUAAUUGUUAUGUGUUUGGUA